CCAUGUUCAGACGCUCCUUUCUCUUCUACGGCUACCGGCCCGUCUCGGCGCUGAGCCGUGCCCUCGGCCUUGGUCGCACAUUCGAAGCCGCGCUGGCCACGCUCGCCGUCUUCUUUCUCUCGGGCAUGCUUCACGAGGUCGGACAGGAGGGCAUGGCCCACGGUCGUUUGGGUCACCUCGAUGCGGGUCGGUAUGGCUUCGGCGCAAACAACUUUGCUGCGACGAGAUUCUUUCUCCUCCAGGGCGUCGGUUGCAUCCUUGAGAGCCUAUGGGAUAGGGCAGAGGCGCAGACGGGCCCACUGGUCAAGGGAGCCAGAAAGAGAGCCGUCCUGGGCUGGCUAUGGACCUUUGGCUACUUGACUGCCACUAGCACCAUCAUGACGGAUGUGAGUUUUCGAAGGACGCUAUUGCAGCAACAAUGACCAGCUCAUCUGUCUCUUCACCCAGGCCUGGUGUAUCAUGGGCACGGGCACGACGAUGACGACGAUGCGCCUUACUGCAAAGGCCGUUACGCUGCUCUCGAAAGGGAU
Acaromyces ingoldii is the source of this 530-nucleotide messenger RNA. RefSeq lists its product as hypothetical. The record is from RefSeq and is a predicted model, not a curated record. Gene Ontology annotation, biological process: lipid metabolic process. The annotation marks the transcript as partial. The transcript has a single exon. Lineage: Eukaryota; Fungi; Basidiomycota; Exobasidiomycetes; Exobasidiales; Cryptobasidiaceae.